Molecule: messenger RNA, 2346 nt
Organism: Rotaria socialis
Lineage: Eukaryota; Metazoa; Rotifera; Eurotatoria; Philodinida; Philodinidae
Source: the annotation of a GenBank genome assembly
AUGCAUCGAAUUCAAGCUGUUUGUUUGGGCCACAAAGAAGAAUUCAUUGGUAACUAUCAAUCAAUCGAGCAAUUAGAAGCACAAGUGUUAGAGAAAUAUAGAAAAUAUUUGACUCAAAUAAAUAUAAAAGAAUUUCGUGUACCAUUUAUAUUAGCCAUUAAAAAUGAACAAACCGGCACAGAAGAAAUACUGAAAGAUAUAAAUGUGAUACCUAAAAAUAAUAAACGAUGGUUCAAAAUGCAUGUUAAAAGGAUAUGGGAUACAUGUUGUGUAUGUAUCAGCCCAUUCGGUAUUACAUCUGAUCAAUUACCAUGCGAAUGUCCAACAGAAGAUUGCAGUUAUCAAUAUUGUGUUAAAUGUGUACAAUCGAUAAAAACAUCUAACAACAAGAAUAAUGGACAAUUCUAUUGUUUAUACUGUCAAAAAUCAUCUGCAGAUGAUGCAAGAGUGAAUGAAUUGCUGAUGAAUUUACUAUGGAAAAAAUAUUCUGUUAAAUACGGGACUGAAUUAUUGUCAUCAAUAAAUAUUAUGCCUGGAGCACUUUCAAACGAUAUUUCUAGUCGAAUUAUUCAUGUUCAAUCAUUGAUACAAACAUUAAAUGGAAAGAUUAAUGACGAUAAUUCCAUAUCUGAAUUAGUACAAACUCUUCUGGGACGGGGAGGUACAUUUAUAAAAGAAUUAAAACUAAUCAAACGCGAUGUAGAUAAAUUAAUCUCGAUAAACGAUGAUGAUGAUGAUGACGAUGCAUUGAAUCGUUGUUUUACAACUUAUUUGAAUGUAUUAGACGGUAGCCAUGGCAACACUCGAAUAUGCGAAAACUUCAUAGAAAUAUGUGAACUGUUAUUAUAUUACAUUCAACAAGCGGAAUUGAAGAAAACGUUUCCAUCGUUGAAUGAAAAAAUCAAUCAAUGGGAAAAUACCGUCUUGACAAGUGACCUAUUUGAACCGAAAAUUAUUGAUGUUUUCAAAUCACUUGAAAGCGAUCUUGGCCGUAACAUUUUGCCUAGUGUACCGUGUAGAAUAGGCUUAAUUGGCGAAACCAAUGCAGGAAAAACGUCAUUAGUACUCUCUUUAAGAGAAAUCAAGGAUGAUUACAGUACUAAUUUUCAAUUACAAGAACUUCCUGACAUUAUACUUUCGUCGCCCAUAGGUGCUCAUAAAAGUACAUAUUGUCAAUUGGAAUUCGAACAUGCGUAUGAUAAUGGUACGAAAGUUAUAUUCGUAGAUAUCGAAGGGUCCACGGAUAGCGAUUUACAAGUGAUAUCAGGAAAUUAUUUUGAUCAAAUUAAAAAAGCAGAUUGUGACUUGUAUAUAAUUGUUUUUGAAAAUAAUUUUACAGAUGUCCAUCGUAAUUGGCAAGAAUAUAUUGUUAACCGUUUGAAUCGUACCUGUUGGAUAGUACGUAGUAAAGUCGACGAAUUAUUUAUCAGAACAUUUAAACAAGAUGUCGGCCAAGACUUUUGUACAUGUGAUGAAAUAACAAGAAAUAAAUAUGCUGAAAAAGUCGUACACCGAGUUCGACAACUUGGCAUCACGGACAAUAGUGGAAGAGAAUUAUCUGAUAUAUAUCUUACUACUACGGCAAGUGAAGGUGUCCGUAAUCAAAAUAUUUCCAUAUUACCGUAUGCAAAAUUCGAUCUUGAAAAAUUGAUUGAUGAGCUCAAAAAUCUACCAGAUAGUUAUCAUGAAAACCGUCUACAGCAGAUGAGUAUAUGUGCAGUCGCUCGGACUAUUAAUAUUUGCUUUCGUCGUGGUUAUGCUUUGAACACGAUGAAAUACAACAUUUUGGCAGGCAUAGCUGCCGUGAUACCAUUUAUGGAUUUAAUUCCAAGAUAUUUUGCACGCGAACAAAUCCGUCAAAAAUUUGGUGUUCAUACUCAUUCGUAUCUGACGAAAUGGUCCUCGGGUAAAACCGAUGAAUUUCAAGACUAUUUGAAACAAUUCAAUAUUGAAAUUGAUGGAUCGUAUUUGAAAACUUCGACUUUAAAACAUUCGUUUGAACCCAGCAGUAUUGCAAAUCAAGAAAAAGUAAAACAUUCACCUUCGAUUGCUGUCAGAGCUGUAGCAGGUGUAGCUACUGCGGGAGCUGCAUUAUCGGACGAUGGUCUUAGAGCUGCUGGAGUUGGUACUACGAAUGUUGUUCGUGGUUUAUCGGUUGUCGUUUUUGUUGCGGGCAUAGCAUUAACUGCAGGGAUGUGUGCCUGGUCAGCUGUAUCCAAUGGUAAACAAAUGUAUGAUUAUUUAAAUCGACUAUGUGAUGAUUUAAUAUUCGUCAGUGGACCUCUAGCCAUGAAAAUGAUUCGAAAUAAUCAUGAAAUACGCAAUCAAUUUUUAGAUAAAAUAUGA